Molecule: messenger RNA, 8120 nt
Organism: Paramecium sonneborni
Lineage: Eukaryota; Ciliophora; Oligohymenophorea; Peniculida; Parameciidae
Source: the annotation of a GenBank genome assembly
AUGAAACCAUAAUAAAAUUUAAAAUAUGGCUCCAUAGUUCGUAUCCAAGGGAAAACUGAUAGUGGAGGAUAAGGAUUCAUUUCAGCCAAAGGGUAAUUAGUUUGAAAUAAAGAUUAGAUUCUUUGAUAAAGCAGUGUAUUAUCAAACUUACGAAGAUCUAAAUGAUUUGAAUAAUUUUAGAGAAGGUCUAUUUUAACUUUUACCGAGAGGGAGUUUUGAAAUUCAUGAUGAAUAUUAUAAAAUGAAGUAAUAAAUAUUAAAUUAUAUAGGGCUAAAAAUAAAGGAUUAUUAUAUAGAGUAAAAUCAGAAAAAGAAUAAUAUUUAGCAAUGAUUGAAAACAAAAUGAAUGAAGAACUAUAUUUUGGGUAUCUGAUUAUGUAAGAAUAGAGCGGAAGCUAUUUUUAAGCAUAUUGAAUCUGGAUAUUAUUUAGUCUCCUCAGAUGAAUGUAGUGACUAAAGAAGUGACUCUUUUAAAAUAAAGCUUUAACCGUAUUUAUCAAGCAAUAUAAUUUUUAAAUUAGAAGCUUGUAAAAGUCAUCAAAAAACAGGCAGACCAAUAUAAACUAAAGAAUAAGUAAAAAUAUUAUCAGAUUCAUCAAAAUUUUGGUUAGAAAAGAGUUUAAAGGCUCCUGUGUAAUUAGAUCAUAAACCACCAUAAUCUGAUUUAAGACCUGAAUUAAAAGGACUUUCCACUGAAUCUCAUAGAUAUGAAUUAAUAAUAAGUCAUAAUUCAACAAGUAGUUGGAAAAUAGAUUAAUAUUAAUCAUACGAAGAAUAUAUUUAACCAACAAAUUUAUUGUAAGAUAGAGAUAUUUGUGUCUUUAAUUUUACAUAAAAUAAUUCCUAUCUUUGUAUUGAUUUAAGAAAGAAUUCAUUAGCACUUAAAUUAAUUGACGAAAAAGCUUAAGUUCCUAUUGAUUGUUUAUGGGAAAUAACAUUUGUUUAAGAAAAAAAUGAAUAAAAGUCUUAAUAAACAGUUCCAUAACUGUAAUCUAAACCUGUAAUAACAAGACUUCCAUCUGUAUUAGUUACAAAAGUAUCAUUACCACUUUCAUUAAUUGGUUUACCUGGUACUAUUUAAUCUUCUGGUAGAACUUCUGCAAAUAAUGCAGCUGCAGGUGGUCCAAAUGUAGGAUAAUUAACAUAAUAAAAAAGAAAUAAACAUAUUUAUAAGACGAUAUUACUUAGACAUUAUUUAACAGGUAAGCUCAUCAAAUGUGCAGAAAGAUUAGAUGAUGAUGAUUGUAUCUAAGCUUUUAUUGAUGAUAUCGGAACUUCUAUUGAUUUAUAACUAGCUAAUAAUCAUGAUUAAGAAUUUCUUGAUGGUUCAUAUGUUAAUUUAGUACAUGAUGAUAACACUUUAACAUUAAUUAAAAUUAAUUAACAUUAAACUUAAUAAUCUUUUGGUUAAAUUAAAGAUAUAAGUUCUCUAGGAGGCUUUUUUAAUUAACAUACUAAAGCUGUAGAAAAUCUAUUUAAAACUGCUUUUAAGGGAAAAAAAACUACAGAUGCUUUUAUUAUUAAAAGAGUGGAUAACAAUUAUAAAACUGAACUUGUUUAGGCUUUCUCAGCUUUAGAGUAUUUAAUCAAUUUUUCAGGGGCUCUUAAAAUUAAUCAUUAAUAUUUUGCAUCUAUGGCUAAUUUAGAAUAAAUUAAAUAGAUAGAAAAAUUGUUAGCUGGUCUAAGCAAAUUUAUUAUUAAUUUAGAAAAUGAUGAAGAAUAAGAUGAAGAAAUUGAUGCUUUUGUUAAUUCUAGAAGAUAAAUUAUUAUGAAAGAAUUGUAUUAUAUAGAAAUUUUAAUUGAAAUCUUAUAUUCAUUAUGUUAUAAGUCUGGAACCAAAAAGCUUUUAUUUUGGAAACAUUAAAAAUAAUUAAUUAAAACACUUUUCUCAGAAACUUAUUCAUUACUUACUAAAUUAAUAUAAAAUAAUAAUACAAAUAAAACUUAUGCAUCAUAAUGGAUGGAAAUGUAUCUUCAUUAAUAUAUUAUGGUGAGUGAACCUUAUAUUCAAAGAUUUUUAGCAGAAAUUUUAGAUAAUAAUGUCUUAGCCAUUAAAAAAUUUUUAAAUUAAAACCUUGUUAUCAGGAUAAUUGAAAUUAUUGGAUCUCAAGUUCCUCAUGAAAAAUAUUUAAAAAUUUUAAGUUCCAUUUGUGUCUCUAACGGUUAACCUGUCAAAGAAAAUCAAUCAUUAGUACUUUAAUAAUUUUUUCUUAAAACUGGAUUUGGUAUUUUUAUAUAUCUAAUUUUAGAUUUUUGUUUUCAAUUUAAAAUUGAUGAACAAUCAUAGUUGUAAGUUUUAUGUCCAAUCUAAAAAAUUAACAAAUUUAGAACAUUCGAAGAAUUUUAUAGAGAAAGCUAAAAAAUUGAUUCUUUCUAAUAAUGGAAUUAUUUUCAAAGUUAUUUUGAUUUAUUGGGGGAUAUAUGUAUGAAGAGAAAUAAAUAGGCAAAAAAAUAUGUGGAUGAUAACUUCCCCUUAUAAAUUUUAUUAAAGAUUCUAAUUGAAGCAGAAAAAAAUUAAAGAUUUAGUAUCAUGAGACCAUUAUUAAAAUUAAUAAGGUAUGCUUAUAUUGAUAAUGUUCCAUUUGAAAAAGUAAAAAGAAUUAAAAGGGUACAAUUGUUUUCUGAUUUAGAUGAUGAGUACCCUCAAUAUAUUGAUAGAAUAGAGUCAAAUCAUACAUUAUAAGAGUUUAAUCUUUUUAUUUUAAUAUAAUUAGAGAAGAAUAAAAAUUGUUGGAAAAAUAUUGAGUUUUAGAAAACAAUUUAAGAAAUAUUGAAAAUAAUUGGAUGUUAAUUAGAUUUAGGUUUUUAUGUAAAUUUAAAUCAAAUUGAACAGAUUUUAAAUUAUAUGUAUUAAAUUUGUAGUAGUAUUAAUGAAUUCUCUUUUGGUAAUGAGAAAGAGAAUUCAAUGUUAUCUAGUUAAUAAGGUACAUAUGUUUAAAAUUUUAUUGAUCAUAAACUUAAAGCCACAAGAUUAUCUGAAUCAAAUAGUGUUAAAAUUUCUUGUAAAUAAUUAGCAUGUGAAAUAAUUUAAAAAAUAUUUGAUUUUGAAGCAAAUCUGAGAGUAUUUGAAGCUGCUAAACUUUUAAAAAAUCUUUUGAUUGAAUUAAAGAUUAUUGAAAAUAUUGAAUAAAAAUAAUAAGGAAGUAGUAAAAAUAUAAAAGCAGCUUAAAAGAUAAAAACACUAUUUACAAGUGAAAGUAUUAAACCAAAUGCAAAAUCUAUUGCUGAUAAAUUAAAAAAGAAGUCUACUGAAGAAGAAAAAAUAUUUUAUGAUCCACAAAAUUGGAUUUUAAAAUUUAAAUAAUUACUAUAAAAAAGAUCAUUAUCUGAUGUUGAAUAUUUUGAAUUGAUUUUUGCUGAAUUAUCAUUUUAUGAAAAUCCAUUAUUGCCAAAGUAUUCUCUUGAUAUACUAAAAAGAGCAUAUGGGUAAAGAAAAGAAUUAAUAUCUAAUUUUGAAAAAAUUAUUAUUGUGGCUUCAGGAAAAACAUUAGAAUUAUCAGAAUUAAGUUCUUUAAUUUUUAAUAAAUUUGAUAUUUUAACUGAUUCUUAUUUUAUAGAAAUGUAUAAUGAAAAUAGUCCAACAUAUCAAAAAUAAAAUAUAAUUUGGAAUGUUAAUUGUUAAGAAGCAUAGAAAACAGGUCUUAUUUAAAAUUUAUAAAGGUUGAAUAAAUACUUAAAAAAAGAUUUUGAUAAGACAAAGUAAAUGGUAGCUUUAAAUUAUGAAGAUUAUUAUCCUGAUAAUAAAUCUAGAAUUAUAUAUAAUGAAAGAGAACUUAACUAUCGACUUCAUUAGUCUUUAUUAAUAGCCUAAGAAUUACAUAUUCCAAUUUUAAAUUUCAUUUAAAUGUUUGUUCCUACUUUAUCAGAAAUUUAUUGGAAACUUUUGCAUGCUUGCUAUGAUUAUCUUACUUUAAUAAUUUGGAAUCAUAUGGAGAAUAAAAUAGCCUUGUCUAAAUAUAAAGAAUCUAUGUAUCCUCAUUUAUAAUAUAAUGUUGGAAUAAUUGAUUUUUUAAAAGCAUUAUUUGCAAAUAAUAAACCUUUAAUUUACAGUUAAAGAGAGAUUCCUAAUAUUUUAUAAAUAAUACUAAAAUAAUGUGAUGGUUAAUCUUUGGGUAAUUACUAUAAAUCAAAAUUACUAGAUUUUUUAAGAAUAAUUUUAAUUUUCAAUUCUUCUUACAUUCCAUAAAAUUAAGCUCUUACAUUAUAAAAUCUUUAAGAACAUACAUAUGGAAACCUUAUUAUAAGUUUAAAUUUGGUUGCUUCAGAUAUUAUGGCAACUCAAAAUUCUGAUCAAAGUUUUAGUGAUGUCACAUCAUAAACAUCUGAACCAAUCAUUGAAAAUCUAAUACUAACAGAAGAUCAGAUAUCAUAUUAUAUUAAUCAAUACUAAUUAGAAUAUUAAAAGUUAAAUAAAGAUUAAAUUUAAAUUGAUAUCAGUCCAGAACUUUCAUAUAUGUAUACAUUCUUUGGUCUGUUUAGUUAAUUAGUUGAAGAAUAACAUAAAGUAAAUCAAAAAAAAUGCAGAAAAAUUCAUUCAUUUCCAGAUUUAAUUAAAUUAUUAUCUUUAUCUUAAUAAGUAUGGCCAUUAAAAAGAUAUUUAAGAGCAUAUAUAAAUAGACUUUAUUAUUGUUAGGGAAGAGAUGUAGUAACUUAGUUUAUUUCAAUAGACUUCAUUACAAUACUAGAUGAUUUAGAAAAUAUUAUAGAAUUAAAAUCUAGCUAAAAUCUUUCAUUCUUUAAUUAAAUUACAAUAGUUAAUCCAAUUAGAUAUAAAUAUUUAAUCUCUUAUAUUUAUUUGUACUUAGAAGAAAUAUUAAUAACAUUACAUUAUGUUUUUAAUAAUAUUGAAUUCUUAGAAGAUUUAGAAGAGUAAUUAUAAUUAAAUAGAAGUAAAAAUAAAUUAAUAAUUCAUUUAUAAAUAUUUGAUUUAGUAUAGAAGCUUAUUUUGAUUGAAAGAUUUUAUUAGAAAUAAAAUAUAGGACAUAUAUCAAAAAUUAUUUUGAACAUACUUCAUAGCAUUGUAUCAACAUUUGAUCUUGAUAUAUUAAAAAUUAGAGAUUCACUAUUUUUAUAGGUUUUGAAAUAAAUUAAUGCCUACGAAAAAGCACUUCAAUUAAACUCUUCAAAUCUUAUGUUAUCUUCAGAAGCAAUAGACUCAGAGAUUAGAAAUUCUCUAGAAAAUACAAGUAGAUUUUAACAUAAUGAGGAAGAAUACAAAAAAAUUUUAAUAGAUUCUAUUUUUUCAGUAGAUAAAUUUACUUAAGGCAAAUAAGUUUUAGGUAAUUUAGUUAAAAUUUGGAAAAACACAAGACGAUCAACUUUAUAACCAGAAGAUAUUAAUGAAAAAAUAAAUCAUAAACUUAAGAGAGUUAUAAAUAUAUUGAGUUUAUCAUCUACAUUUUAAAUAUUUUUGGAAGAAGAAUUUCUUGAAGCUUGUAAAAAAAUGUUAUCAAUUGGAUAAGAAUCAAUGUUAGCUUAUCAAACGAAAUUUGAAGUAACAUCAUUAAAGCAUUACAUUUAAAAUAUAAUCCAUAUGAGCAUUUCAAAUGAGACUUAAUUUACAGAUGAUUUAAGAAUAUUCUUUUUAAAAAUGAUAAGUAAAUUAAUAACUGAAAAGAAUUAAGCUAAUAGUAUUUAAUUAAUAUCUGUUGAUUAAUGGCCUAGUGAUUAUUGGAUUGAUUAUAAAUAAGAAAUUGAAAAUGCUUAAAAUUUUUUAGUUGAUUGUGGAGCUGCUGAUCUUGUGAUUGCACUAUUUUCUGAAUAGAAAUUAGAAAUUAGAUUAGAUUUGUUAAGUGAAUGCUUAUUAUUCUUAAUUGCAUUUUUAUUAGGAGGGAAUACAAAAGCACAAAAUGCUAUUUUGGAAAAACUUAAAAAAGAUGAAUAAAAUACAGUUUUAACUAAUUUUCGAGUUUUAAUUAGUAAAUUAACUCAAGUUAUUAAUAAUAAUUUUUCCAUAAUUACUUAAGAAUUAUCUGAAAGUACAGAAUUAAUAUAAACUGUUGAUAAUUAUGACUUUUUCGAUAUUGACACAUAAACUAUGAUUAGAUUGAAUGUAAUUGAUCCAGAUGAUGCUAAAGAGACAGCAUUUAAAAAAUUAUGUUUAGAUGUUAUUUGUAGAUUUUUUAGAGUUAUGCAAUUAUUUUGUGAAAAUAAUAAUGUAGAAAUGAAAAAAUAUAUAAGAUAAUAAACAGAUUAAAAAAAUAACCCAAAAAUAAUGUCUACUAAUUUUAUUGAAUUUGCAAGCGUUUAAUUAAGGGUUUAUUUUAAAAUUUUAUCUAAAGCUAUCAUUGUAAUACCAUAAUCUAUGUUGGAUUUUGUAAAUGAAGUUAUUUAAUUACCUUGUAUUGACAAUUAAAUUACAUUAUGCAACACAACAUUUUUUGAAGAUGCAAGUCACAUGGCAUAAUUUUUUAAUGAUAAAAGUAAUUAAAUUAAUAGAUUAUUUGAAAAUUCUGAAGAUUUAUAAGAAUUGUAAGAACUUUAAAAUAAAAUUUUAUAAGCAGUGCUAUCAGUGUUAGAAGGAAAUGAAGAAAAAAUAUAUAAGGAUUUAUCAAAUAAAUUGGAAGCAUAGUUUUUAAUUAAUUUUCUUUAAAAUAAUUUAGAAUCAUUAAAUAUUUAAAAUUCUACUGAUUUAGAGUAAAUUCUUCAACUUUAGGACAAAGUUUUUGACUCUGAUAUGUAAAAAAUUUUAAAUGUUUGUAUAAUUCAAUAAUAAAUGACAUAACAUUCCGACAACAAAUGGUUAGUUUAAUUUUAAGAGAAAAUGGAAUAAUUUCCAGAGCUUCCUAAAAUAUUUGAAAAGUUGUAGAAUUUAAUUCAUAAAAUAGAAAUUAUUUAUUAAGGAAAAAAGAUGAAAGUUUUUUUCCCUUUUCAUCCUUAUUUUAAUUUAUUAUCAGAACAAACAAAAUAAGAGUUAUUAUUUACAGUAAAUAGAGAAACAUAAAGAGAUAAAUUAGUUGGAAUGUUAUCAUAAUCUGAGAUCUUAUUUUAUGAAUUAGAGCAUAAUUAUAAGUUAAAUCACUAUCGAAUUCCUAUUACUUAAUAAAAUUUAGAUUUAUUAUAAAAUUUAGCAUCGACUUUUGCUGUAUUGAUUAAUUUAGCUAUGGUAAAAUUAUGUUAUUAUUUUAUAGAUAUUUUUUUACACUGUUGUGGUUAAGGAGAACACUUUUUUUUUAUACUCUAAUCAAAUUAAUCAGCUAAUAAUCAAUCUUUUAUCAUUGGGCUAAUUAUUUUCAUAAAUAGCAUUAUUUAUAAUGGUAAGCUUACAAAGAGUUCCAAUUGCAAUAGAAAAGAAUCAUAAAAAAAAGGAUAGUUUAUUAUCUUAUAUUGUAUUUUUUAAAGAGGAUACAUGUCUUAUUUUAUUAUUUUUGGUUAUAAUAUCUUUUUAUGGAGUAUUUUGCAAUUCAAAUUUUUAUGUUAUUCAUUUAGUUGAAAUAUUUAGUAGAAAUUCACUUUUAAAAAAUGUAUUUUAGGCAAUAUCAUAUAAUGCUAAAUAAUUAUUUGUAGUUGGAUUGUUAGGAAUACUUUUUGUAUUUGCCUUUUCAGUAAUAAGUUUUAAUGUUUAUUUUGAUGAUAUAUAUCAAGGAGAACAAACUGAAACAUGCAACUCAUUAAUAACAUGUAUGAUCACAUUAAUUACUUCUGGGGUAAUUGGUAAUAGUAUGAUAAAUUGGGAUCCAUUAAAAUUUUUUUUUGAUAUGCUUUUUACUGUUUUCUUUGGAUUGUUGUUUACAAACAUAAUAUAGGGUAUUAUGAUUGACACUUUUGCAGAAUUAAGAGAUUAAAGAUAAAAAAUAGAAGAAGAUAUAAAAAAUAAAUGUUUUAUUUGUGCAGCAUCUAGAACAGAUUUAGAAAAGAUGAAUAUAUCUUUUGAUGAACAUACUCAUCAAUUACAUUAUAUGUGGAAUUAUAUUUUUUAUGUGAAAUGCUUAAAAUUAAAAGAAUGGACAGAAUAUACUGGUUUAGAGUAUUGGAUACAUGCUAAAUUAGAAUCAGAUGAUAUAACUUGGUUUCCAGAAAGCGUAAAUGAAGAUUCAAAUCUCAGUGAUUAAAUGUCUAAGAUGGAACAAAUCCUUAGUGAUGUAAUAGUGUUAUAAAAUGAGAUAUUAAGAAGAAUUUGA